AUGGCAGAUUUUGACCCCUCCUUCCAGCGCAAUCUCUACCUCUCACCGGACCAGCAGGACCUGCUCCUUGCUGCCCUCUCGUCCAACAAUCAACCCACCAAGCCAGGUCCCCAGUCCAAUCUUGGCUCCGCAAACGGUUCGUCCGGAAACGAGCUCUUUGACUCACCCCCUCAAGACAUUCCUGGUUCUGGUCAGCUCAGCUUCGAUCCGGACGACAGCCCAUUUCUUGGACUCGACCUUGACGCUGAAUUUGACGUCUCGGACCAGGUCUUGAUCGGGGAUCUGCCAGGUGCGGAGGGCGAGCAGCACGGGCAGCGUGAGAAGCGGAAGAGCUUGGAUGGGGUAGAGGAUGCGGAUACGGGCAAAAAACGGAAGGAGAAUGAAGACAAGGUCGCAAAGAAGCCAGGCAGGAAGCCUCUGACUUCGGAGCCUACAACGAAACGCAAAGCCCAAAACCGCGCAGCUCAGCGAGCAUUCCGUGAUCGCAAAGAGAAACACCUCAAGGACCUCGAGACGAAAGUCGAGGACCUCGAACGUGCCUCCCAGAACGCAAAUCACGAGAACACUUUGCUCCGCGCCCAUGUUCAACGGCUCCAGGUCGAAUUGAAGGAAUACCGCAAACGUCUUUCCUGGAUAAGUAGCGGCAAUAGUAUAUCACCUACUACGGGCCUGCUGAACCAAGCCAGGAACCUUCAUGCUCAAUCCCGUAUCAACAAUGAAUUCUCCUUUGAUUUCCCCAAGUUCGGCGACCUCCCGGGCGCCCAUAUAUAUAAUAAUGGAUCUCUCUCCAAGGGAAAUCCCAAUACUCGCAGUCAGACUCAUCCAGCUCUCGGUAUAAAGGCAACUAGCCAUCUUGGAACCACGCCCCAGUACUCACCCACCAAUGGACGCACAUUUAGACCGAAUAGCCUAUCUACAACGAAGCCAGGGCCUGAUGCUCUUUCCAGUACUUAUAACUCACACACAUAUGAAAACCCCUCCGUUCCCUUCUCCGAAUCUCCCUCCGCUUCCUCGGAAUCUCAGCACAUAUCAUCAAUCUGCACCUCUCCCGAGUCUAGCCUAACAUCCCCUACCACCACUCAAAAGAGUGACACCGCCAGCGCUGCCUAUGGCAAGAGCAAGCCAAAACAACAAAAUCCUUCCCAGUGUGAACUAAAGUUCUAUGAACGACUGGGUGAGGCAUGCGGGUGUGUGGAUAACCCCAUCCCCGCUGCUAUGGCGAAACAGCCCAGCCUGGGAAACCAGGCAUCACGCUCUAUAAGCCCUGAGAAAGCUGCCACUACCGCAACCCCCACCAGCUCUACCCCAAACACCAGCACAACUCCUGCUACCACUAAUAAUACCAAUAAUACCCAACCAACGCACACAUCUACGGACCCUCUUGCCAACGACACCCCAGGCACGUCUUCUAACCUUCUGUCCGAUCCCUCCAUUCCCAGUUUUGACUGGCUCGCCCAGCAAAACGGUGGCCACUUUGACCCCGUCCUAUUUGGCGACUACCGCGAUCCACAGGAUGCUGUGCUCUCCCAAGAAUUCAGCGGCUUUUUCGACGAUGCCUUCCCCAUGCCCGAUCUAGGAAGUGCAGGGGAGUUUGAUGCUGCCACUCCCGGUUCCACCGCCGCAAAUGGCACCGGUAAGACGCCAGCAAAGGCCGACCAGCCCAUCGCCAUAACGGACAUUGAUGAUGAGGAAGUUGUACCUGGCGAAGACAGGUCACAGAUGCUUUCGUGUACCAAGAUAUGGGAUCGCCUUCAACGAAUGGAGAAAUUCCGCAACGGCGAAAUUGACGUGGAUAACCUUUGCACGCAGCUUCGCACCAAAGCCCGCUGUUCCGAGGGCGGCGUGGUCAUUGAUCAAAAGGAUGUUGAUGAUAUCAUGACCAGAGCGACGUGA
Arthroderma uncinatum is the source of this 1893-nucleotide messenger RNA. RefSeq names its product Chap1. The transcript has 3 exons. Gene Ontology annotation, cellular component: RNA polymerase II transcription regulator complex. The record is from RefSeq and is a predicted model, not a curated record. Gene Ontology annotation, molecular function: DNA-binding transcription activator activity, RNA polymerase II-specific; transcription cis-regulatory region binding. NCBI's taxonomy places the organism in Eukaryota, Fungi, Ascomycota, Eurotiomycetes, Onygenales, Arthrodermataceae. Bases 1 to 1893 code for a protein of 630 amino acids.